Sitodiplosis mosellana (orange wheat blossom midge) is the source of this 1878-nucleotide messenger RNA. RefSeq lists its product as uncharacterized. The transcript is spliced from 4 exons. The coding region runs from base 1 to 1878 and encodes 625 amino acids. The record is from RefSeq and is a predicted model, not a curated record. NCBI's taxonomy places the organism in Eukaryota, Metazoa, Arthropoda, Insecta, Diptera, Cecidomyiidae.
AUGCUUUGGAAUGUCGAUAUCGUCAAAGAAAGAAAGCUGUUAACGGCUGAAGAAGAAUUGUGUAAGCAAAUUUUUGAAAAAAGUGUCACCAAGGGUAGCGAUGGACAUUACGUUGUUGCUAUGCCAUUUGUACCGAAUCAUCCUCAAUUGGCGAAAUACAUCGAGGAUUUGCAACAGUUCAUUGAUUUGGAUCACAUGGAGCUCGUGCCAUUUGGUGAAGUGAAUAAGCCUGAUUCCGAGGCUUAUUACAUACCGCAUCAUGCAGCUAGGACGAACAAAUUCAGAGUUGUUCUCGAUGGUUCGGUCAAAACAUCGUCUGGAGUUUCUUUGAACGACAUAUUACUAAAUGGCCCUCGUGUGCAAGAGGAUUUGACGUCAAUUGUUAUGAGAUUUCGAACUCAUCGCGUCGCAUUGACAACCGAUAUAACGAAAAUGUACCGUCAAGUGCGUGUGCCGAAGGAACAACGGGAUUUUUUGCGCAUUGUUUGGCGUGAAAAUGAGAAUGAGCCAUUGAAACACUAUCGAUUGAAAACACAGACGUAUGGAUUGAAAUCGAGCGCUUAUUGUUGCAUUGAAACCUUACGUCACUGCGCUCGUGAGCAUGCAAAUGAAUUUCCGAUGGCAUCGAAAGCGGUUUUGGAAUCGUUUUAUGCAGAUGAUGGCACAUUGGGAGCCGAUAAUGACACCGAAGCAGAAGAAUUGUAUCGGCAACUGAAUGCGAUGUUGGGAAAGUGUGGUUUUCCAUUAGCCAAAUGGGCUUCCAACAGUAAUCACAUGCGAUCAGUCAUUGGAGCCACAUCGAAGACGAUUGAUUUGGAAUUGUUCAACGAAAAUUCUGUGUUGGGAAUAAAAUGGUCGGUUCAAGAAGACUAUUUUCGAUAUGAAUUUUGCGAUGAAAUUCAGGAUCAUCCACCAACAAAAAGAUUCUUCAUAGCGUCGAUAGCAAAGUUGUACGAUCCAAAUGGAUGGAUUUCGCCUGUCAUUAUUUUGGGAAAAAUGCUCAUAAGAAAGAUUUGGCUCAGCAAAUGUGACUGGGACACCAUAGUACCAGUGGACUUGCAAAGUGAGUGGAAUGAAUUUCGUCGAGCAUUGAAAGAUUUAUCAAAAGUAACCAUUCCGAGAUGGCUUGGAAUAUCGAAAGAAGCGAUCGCCGAGAUUCAAGAAUUGACCAAAGGCAUACAGUGGAAACAUGUGCGUACGAAAGACAAUCCGGCAGACUUAGCAUCGAGAGGUCUAAUUGCGACGAAUAUUGUGAACAAUGCAUUUUGGUUCAACGGCCCAGAAUGGCUUGUGAAGGAAAAAGAUGAAUGGCCUGUGAGUGCAUUUAUCGUCGAUCGCCAAGUGGAAGAAGCUACGGUUGAAGAAGCCAAACCGGUAUCUGUAUUGAUGACCAUCACCCAGGUUGAUGUGGUGCCACGAAUUGAAGUUGAAGUCAAAGGUAGACCGACAGAAUCUCUUUUGGAUCGAUGUGGCUCAAUGAAGAAGUUGCGUCAGUUCUUUGCCAAAGAAAUUAAUAUUGACACACAACCGAAUGAAAAUUGUGAAGUGAAGACUAAGCAUUUGAACGUCGGACGUGAUUCAUCAAUCGUAAAAUUGACACCGUUUGUCGAUGGAGAUGGAAUUAUGAGAGUCGGAGGUCGAAUCAAGCGUUCGUUGAUGCCUUUUGAUACAGUGCAUCCGAUUAUUUUGCAUCACACGUGUCGAUUCACUCAUCUAUUAGCCUUGGAAGCACACAUGGAAACGUCGCAUGGAGGUAAUCAAUUGUGCAUGCAGUACAUUCGUCAACGGUUUUGGAUUGUCAACGUUCGUAAAGCCAUAAAGCGUGUCACACUCAAGUGUGUGCCAUGUUUUCGUCAACGCAAGGAGACUGCUACUUAA